Molecule: messenger RNA, 1305 nt
Organism: Kwoniella botswanensis
Lineage: Eukaryota; Fungi; Basidiomycota; Tremellomycetes; Tremellales; Cryptococcaceae
Exons: 3
Coding region: 1-1305 (434 amino acids)
Biological process (GO): steroid biosynthetic process
Molecular function (GO): 3-beta-hydroxy-Delta5-steroid dehydrogenase (NAD+) activity
Source: RefSeq, a predicted model, not a curated record
AUGUCAGCAGAAUCGUAUCUCGUAAUUGGAGGAUGUGGGUUCCUAGGUAGACAUAUCGUAGAACAGUUAUUGGCAAGGGGAGAAGCCCAGGUGUCGGUGUUUGAUAUAGUGCAGAGGCAUUUCGAUAGUAACGUCACCUUCUAUAUUGGUGAUUUAUCUAAACCCGAAGAUGUCCAGAAUGCGUUGUACAAAUCCAAAGCUACAGUAAUCAUUCACACGGCCUCUCCAGCUCACGGUCUAGGUCGAGCAAUAUACGAGCAAGUGAACGUAGUUGGUACCAGAACAUUGUUAGAAGCGAGUGUUGAACCCUCAUCAACCGUCAAGAAGGUCGUCUACACUUCGUCAGGAGGGGUAGUCUACUCUGGAAAAGAAGAUAUAACCAAUGUUGACGAGAGGGUUCCAUACCCUGCAGUCCUCUUAGACGCAUAUAACGAAACGAAAGUAGCAGCUGAGAAGAUGGUAUUAGAAUACAAUGGCAAAAACGGAUUGUUGACUUGUGCUAUUAGACCUGCUGGUAUAUUCGGUCCGGGUGAUAGACAGAUGAUAUCAGGUUUCUACCAGGUAAUCAAGAACAAGCAAACCAAAUGGCAAAUCGGAUAUAACACCAAUUUAGGUGAUUUCACCUAUGUGGGGAAUGUCGCUCAUGCGCAUCUCUUGGCAGCAGAUAAAUUAGGUUCAUCCUACCAUUAUUCUCAACUUCGAGAUCCAAUUUCCUCCAUCGAUAUCUCAUUGGGAUCACAUCGAAUACCCACAUCUUCCGCUAGACCUAUCGGACCCAAUACCAACCCCUCCCCAGAGGAUUUAGCCAAAGCGAGAAAAUUCGAUUCGGACCAAGUGGAUGAAAGUGAUCUCAGACCGGUAUUACGAACCAAGAUGGAUCAAUUUUCCAAAGAAUCUUCAUUAGACGAAAAUGAUGAUUCGGAAGAAGAGAGUAUACCCAUUGCCGGACAAGCUUAUUUCAUUACGAAUGGUGAACCAAUCUAUUUCUGGGAUUUCGCCAGAACAAUUUGGAAGCAGCUUGGUCAUGUACCACCUUACCUCAUCGUAUUACCUACCAUGCUGGGUCUGAUCUUAGCUACAUUAGCGGAGAUGUUCUCUAAGAUAUCGGGUAAAGAACCUGGAUUUACGAGAUUCAGAGUAGCUCAUGCAACUCAACAGAGAUACUUCGAUAUUGAGAAAUCAAGAAGGUUAUUAGGUUAUCAUCCGAUAGUCAGCUUGACGGAUGGGAUGCAAAGAUGGACGGAAUGGUAUCAAGGGGAAUUAGAGAAGCAGAAAUUGGCUAUAGAAGAUGAGAAGACGAAGUAA